AUGAUUUCAUCAUUAUUCCGCGGGAGAAACAGAACUCAUACUGCCUACAUCCGCUCCCAAUGUUUCUCCCGCAGCCGCCUUCCUCUUCCUCUACCUCCCCAUUCGCCUCCCCACACUUUUAAGACGGGUGGAAAUCGCACCUCGCAAGUCCAAGCUGCCUCUUUUUCGACUUCUCGCGCCACACGCAACGAUGAAGAGACGAGCAAAAGUGUCCAAGAGACCUCGCAUAAUGGAUUGGAAAUUUCUGCGGGCCAAAAUGAGCAGACAGGUUCAGACGCGGAAUCUGGAGGGAGUGAAAGAAAGAGGCCACAGACAGAAGGGGAGCCACGGAAACUUGGUGGUCCUGAAUCGCUUCUCAACGUAGAGCGGUUGCGAACGAUUUUCGCAGAGGCGGCGGGUCUUUCAACAGCGAGUACUGCCACAAAAUCCAAGGCCAGUGGAGAAGUUCCCACCACAGCAACGCCUCAGGGUGUCUCCGCAACCCCCCCAAAUCCCGUUGAUUCUUUGGUGCUUCCCUCGUCUACAAGUGAAAUGAGUUCGUUCUCUCAGUCUUCGUGGCAGUUGCGAAUAAUACAACUCAAAGAUACCUUUUUGAAGGGCUCAGAGCGACCGGCAACCGAAACGAUAAUCAAAGCAGAAAAGACUCCUGAUACGACGGCCAUAUCCCCAGAAUGGAUGAGGCAUAUCGAGAACUUGAAAUCAAGCUUUUUGACGAGCACCUCCGAAUCUGCAAAUUCACAUCCCAUAAGCGAAGCUGCUGCUACAGCGACAUCCGAUGCCACAAAGGUUGAUAGUUCCGAGACUAAAUUGGCAAGAAAAGAACUCCUACCUGUACCCCCAAGUGGAAUUUCGAAACGUACCCCACGUUCUUCAAGAGAAACUUUACGAGCGCAAGUCCUUCUAAGCCAGGAACAAAGCAAACUGAAGACUAUGAAGUCUCAGGAGGAGAAUUCCUCUGAUAUCGAUCUACAAAACGCGUUACAGCUUGCAUUUGAGACAAGCUUCGAAUCAAAUGUACUUGCAGCCGCCCCAUCAGUAUCGGGUAGUGAAUUGAAAGGACCGAGUAUAGAGGACACGAUGCGCCCUUCAGACCGCCGUAAGAGGCGUCGAAUGAAAGCCCCACGAGCAUCGAAGCACGCAUCUUCCAUAUCCUCUAAAUCCUCCAAAUCCUUCAGAUACUCCAAAACCUCCAAAUACUCCCAAUCCUCCAAAGCUGAGGAGGAUGGGAUCUCAGUACGUCAAAUCAAAAUCGCCAAAGGCAUGGUUGGAAGUGUCGAGACCAUGACAUCUAAGGGGUUAGAUCUUGUACCAAUCAACGUACCGCAACCCUCGGUUCCUUCCUUGUCAUACGGCUUGGACAGAGUUCUCUUCAACCCUGGUGUUUACCAGUUGCAGGAUCCCCGUUCGCGAGUAUUCAAUUUCGAUCCUUAUUUGCAAACUAUCAUGCCUGUCAAGGAAUUCGAUUUUUCGUUAUUGAAGAAGUUUACCACUUCAUCCAAGGAUGAGACCCUCCUACAAAUUACAAAACGGGAAGGGAAAAAAUAUACCGGAUCCACGUCAAGCAUGACAGCCGCCUUGUCGCAGUUUCAUUAUCUUUUAUCCAACUGGCGGCCUAUUAACGCCGGCAUUUUGUCCAAGAGCUUUCCAGAUCCUUUUGACACAUUCACAGCAUUUCAACGAUGUCCAGCGGCAUUUUAUCUUAGAUGGCGAGACGGAGUUUAUGCCAUUGAUGCCGAUAAGGAAUUUGACACCUCCAACGUUCUGAGUAUGUUGGGUCAGUCGAUGGAGAAGUUGCUCACGCUUCCAAACAAGGAAUUCGAGAGGUACAGAAAAAGCAGUUCUGAUCCUAUCUCCGAGGAAACUCGCAAGGAAUCCGAAGCUUAUCACUACACAACAAUGGGCGAUUUUCUUCUGAGAUCACAACUCGAUGCUUAUGAUCCGCGAAUCCCAGGGACUGGCAUGUUUGAUCUGAAGACAAGAGCAGUCAUCUCCAUACGCAUGGAUACUUCUGGAUAUGAAGAAGGCAGUGGUUAUGAAAUUCGCUCACGUCAUGGAGAGUGGGAAUCUUUUGAACGGGAGUACUAUGACAUGAUUCGAUCUGCCUUCCUAAAAUAUUCAUUGCAGGUUAGAAUCGGGCGUAUGGAUGGAAUAUUUGUUGCUUUCCAUAACACUGAAAGAAUCUUUGGGUUCCAGUAUAUCAGUCUUCCAGAAAUGGAUGCCGCUUUACAUGGGACAGAGGACACAACGCUUGGUGAUUCAGAAUUUAAGCUGAGUUUAAAUCUUUUCAAUCGUGCGCUUGACCAGGCGACUGCCAGAUUCCCGAACCAAUCCUUACGACUUCUCAUCGAGACUAGGCCUCGGAGCAGCGAGAGUACAAAUCCUUUCAUGUACAUCUUUGCAGAACCGAUGGACGAAAAUAAGAUUGAGGAGAUUCAGUCUACCAACAAAGCCAAAGUUCUUGCCUUCGAGAAGGAGGUACUUGGACUAGGCGAGGAGACUGGAGACGACACCAGUUCCGGAGAGGCUAUUGACAAGAACGAGUCGGGAGAUUUGGAUGAAGCUGAAAAUGCUCAGAAUUCGUCAUCUCUCGCUUGGGACCUUGACACUGAAGGUCCGGAGAUGACGGCAGGAUCUGCGCAGCCUGUUGAUACCGGAGAAAGCAAGGAAGAUCUUGGUCAACCAGAGAAUAAUAAACACCCUGCUUCAGGCGAUGAAUCCCCACCAACAAUCAUGGCGUUUCGUCUCACCGUACGCAGCGAAGUCAAUGGCCAGUCAGUACCACGCCCUAAACCUCUCAAAUCCAUGGACGAAUGGACACUCGAGUACUCUUUGGCUGAGAUUAAGGAUCCACAAAGGGUCCGCACUCUCUACGAUGCCAGCAAAAAACGACGCAACAUAGUUCACAAUCGGGAUAAGUAUGCCGAUGAUAACAAAUUCAACGAUUCCUUUAGGGAUGAAAUCAAGAGAUACACAAUGCGAGGCAAAGAGUACAGGGAAAGAUUGAAUGCUGAAGAGUCUCGGGGGUCCCCGAGAGUUUAUGGAUGA
This is a messenger RNA of Hymenoscyphus albidus, 3045 nucleotides long. NCBI's taxonomy places the organism in Eukaryota, Fungi, Ascomycota, Leotiomycetes, Helotiales, Helotiaceae. The record is from the annotation of a GenBank genome assembly.